CUGGCUCGAAUUAUGACGCAAACUUUUCCCAGAUUGGAGCUGUUCAGAGUCGCGAUUGUCAGUGAGCGCCACCAACUACGGCGAGGGGAAACAAUCCGAUUUGUAUUACACAGUGAAUGUUUAAAAAUAUAUUUCGUGACGUCACGUCGAAUUGCGGAGCCACGAAAGUUUUUAAAGCCGUCGUCUGAUUGAGGAGAGGCGGCAUUUUCGGUAAUCUGCUAUCAAUAUACCACCACUUUAAGUACGUAAAGUCAAGUGGCAGGUAGUUUUAAAGUUUCACUUAAAGAUUAACUUUUUCUAAAAUUUAUAAAACUGCAAACAAUAUUAACUUAAACAAAUUUUAAGAAAAAAGUUUUGAAAAACGAAAAAGUAAAAUAAAAAAAAUAAAACUCGACAAAAAUAGGCGGAUUUUGAAAUAGCAGCAAAUGUUAUAAUCAAUAGAAAGUUAUCUGUGUUGAGAAAUCUAAAUUUUGUAGCAAAUUGACUGAAAUUUUUGCGAGGCCAACUAGACAUUUUAAUUGUGUUCACUGGUUAUUACAUCCAUUUAAAAUCAAGAUUUGAAAGUGCUUUGUGCUGGAGGAAACAAAUUGUGAUAGAGUCUAGACAGGAGUUGAGAGUAUUCUCGAUUCUGUAAUCAGCGGUGUCAUCUGCGCAUCACAAACAGCGCAUCAACAACAAACAGCGAAGCAUGACUGGCCAGUUUUUUUAACAUUUAAAUGGAGUUUAUCGCGGCAUCGCGGUCUUUCAGAAAUCUGUGAAGUGGAUGAUUUUCAUUGAAUAUUUAUCUACAGUUAAAAUAUCUAAAGAUACUUUUGUGAUCCUAAAAUAAUAUUUGCUCACAAAAUUUUUGUAGCAAGUGAUUAUUAAAUAAUAAACUCAACUUUUUAGGGAUAAAUACGCGUUUAAAAUAUUUUCAACAGUUGCAUUAUUAGCGCAGGUAGUAUUUUGCUAACAAAGAUACAGUGACACAUUUAUUGUUAAUUUUGGUUUUAAGUCUAAUUAAAAUAACUGCCCCAGAAAGUAAUACACUUUAGGUAUCCAUUUAGAUUUAACUUGAGCUCCAUUGAAUCGAUCUAGUCCAACCAGUUUUUAGCUGAGAUAAAGUAAGCAGACAUAGCUAGGAUCAAGGCACAGUAUGCUAGGCGCUGAGGUAGCGGGUCUUGGAGCUACCGACUUGGUCUAGCUGGGACAUGAACCCAGUACACACACAAUUCUCCCCCACACACUCUCAGCUCCUGAUUUGCUCCGGACAGCGUGACGUCACACCGUGUUUCAGACAUAUCCUCGGGUCUCGAACACCAGGGCGCAUGCAGCUAUGAGCCAGGCACCCCUGCUACUCCACACACCUUGUAUUAGCCCAGCUCCUGCAGUUGUCGCCGUGUUCCUUGUUGUCCUGAGUCUUGUCAUGCCGCCAUCUGCCCUCAUCGACCCCAGUACCACCCUGGGAUGUCACGUGCGCAGCUACCGGUUCCGCUACACCAAACCCCCAAUCUACGACAGCGACGGCACCCUCCUCACGUGCACCGGCUUCGUCACGGUCAACUCCUGUUGGGGUCGCUGUGACUCCAGUGAGUUCGGCGACUACGUGAUGCCCUACAAGGUCUCCAACCACCCCGUCUGUAGCUAUACCGGACGGUCCAGGAGGAGAGCCUUGCUCACGGAGUGCGAGGGGUACCCCGACCCCACCGUGGAGGUCUUCGACGCCACCGGCUGUGAAUGCAAGUUGUGUAACUCAGACUACAUGAGCUGUGAAAACCUCAACGGGUAACACGUGACUUGUACGGGGUGAUGCCGUCGACGACAAAGAUCCCACCAGUGUUAACCAUGUUUGCUUUUGUUUCCAACAUUAAAAAAAUUA
Molecule: messenger RNA, 1858 nt
Organism: Physella acuta
Lineage: Eukaryota; Metazoa; Mollusca; Gastropoda; Physidae
Product: thyrostimulin beta-5 subunit
Biological process (GO): G protein-coupled receptor signaling pathway
Cellular component (GO): cytoplasm; extracellular region
Molecular function (GO): hormone activity
Source: RefSeq, a predicted model, not a curated record